Molecule: messenger RNA, 2662 nt
Organism: Rhinolophus ferrumequinum (greater horseshoe bat)
Lineage: Eukaryota; Metazoa; Chordata; Mammalia; Chiroptera; Rhinolophidae
Gene: SACK1G
Product: family with sequence similarity 83 member G
Exons: 6
Coding region: 205-2655 (816 amino acids)
Biological process (GO): BMP signaling pathway
Cellular component (GO): nucleus; cytosol
Source: RefSeq, a predicted model, not a curated record
CGGGGUGGCACUUAGUCACCGGUCUGCCGCUGCCUGUAUUCAGCGCUCCGCCCGCGCGGCUUGUUCGCCUGCUCUGCGCCGCGCCCGCGAUCGCCCGGCUCCUACGGGCAGAAGAACAGCCAGCGGCAGCCCUGAGGCCCCGGAGCGUGUGGUGACUGUUUCCUCUCCUGCCCACCUCUGCAGAAGCACUGGGCAGGUGGCAUCAUGGCCUUCUCCCAGGUGCAGUGUUUGGACAACAGUCAUGUCAACUGGCGCUCCAGUGAGUCCAAGCCUGAGUUCUUCUACAGCGAGGAGCAGCGCCUGGCGCUGGAGGCGCUGGUGGCCCAGGGCCCCGAGGCCUUCUACGAGGUGCUGAAGAGGGAGAACAUCCGCGACUUCCUCUCGGAGCUGGAGCUCCAGCGCAUCCUGGAGACCAUUGAGGUGUAUGACCCGGGCUCCCAGGACCCUCGGGACACAAGCUGCUCCCAGGGCCCCGAGGACAAUGGAGUCAGGAACGGUGAGGAGGCCAGUGGGGCAGGUGGAGCCCCCACAGAGGCCGAGCCGCCACCCUCGCUGGAGUACUGGCCCCAGAAGUCAGACCGCUCCAUCCCACAGCUGGACCUGGGCUGGCCCGACACCAUUGCCUACCGUGGUGUGACCCGGGCCAGUGUCUACAUGCAGCCCCCAAUCGACGGGCAGGCCCACAUCAAAGAGGUGGUGCGCAAGAUGAUCAGCCAGGCCCAGAAGGUGAUAGCCGUGGUCAUGGACAUGUUCACCGACGUGGACAUCUUCAAGGACCUGCUAGACGCCGGCUUCAAGAGGAAGGUGGCCGUGUAUAUCAUUGUGGACGAGAGUAACGUCAAGUACUUCCUGCACAUGUGUGAGCGGGCCCGCAUGCACCCGGGACACCUGAAGAAUCUCAGGGUGCGGAGCAGCGGGGGAACAGAGUUCUUCACGAGGUCGUCCACCAAGUUCAAGGGCACCCUGGCCCAGAAGUUCAUGUUUGUGGAUGGAGACCGGGCCAUCUGUGGCUCCUACAGCUUCACGUGGUCGGCUGCGAGGACGGAUCGGAACGUGAUCUCAGUGCUGUCUGGCCAGGUGGUGGAGACAUUCGACCGGCAGUUCCAGGAGCUGUACCUCAUGUCACACGGCGUCAGCCUCAAAGGCGUCUCCAUGGAGAAGGAGCCUGAGCCAGAGCCCAUCGUGCUGCCCUCUGUGGUCCCACUGGUGCCCUCGGGCACCGUGGCCAAGAAGCUCGUCAACCCCAAGUAUGCGCUGGUCAAGGCUAAGAGUGCCGAGGAGAUUGCUAAGAUCUCCUCUGAGAAGCAGGAGGUGGGGAAGCCCCCGGGGUUGCGGGGCCCGGCUCUGGCCGAGCAGCCAGUGGACGGCCCUGAGCCGGCCCUGCCCAUUCACCCGGGGCUGCUGAACCUGGAGCGGGCCAACAUGUUCGAAUACCUGCCCACGUGGGUGGAGCCAGACCCGGAGCCGGGCAGCGACAUCUUGGGCUACAUCAAUAUCAUCGACCCCAACAUCUGGAACCCCCAGCCCAGCCAGAUAAACCGCAUCAAGAUCCGAGACACAUCACAGAACGGCGCCCAGCUCUGGAAGCCUAGCCAGGACGGCAUCCCCACCCCAGAGCCCAGCGCCCCCCAGGACGGGGUCCCUGCCAGGAACGGCCUCCCCCAGGAGGACCCUGAGUCACAGCCCCCCGUGCCCAAGCCCCGGACAGUCCCCGUGGCAGACGUGCUUGCCCAGGAUGGCAGUAGUGUUGGCUGGGCCCCAGAAAGCCCCAAAGAGGCGGUGCCCCAGAAUGGGGCAGACCACGAGGUGCCCAGGACCCCCGAGGCAGGCCAUGCCCCACCCCUGCGACAGAGGUCUCUGACCCAGGAUGACCCUGAUGGCAGGCGGUCAGUGACCCCCAACGGGCUAGAUGGGGACGAGGAGGAAGACGACGACGACUACGUGACCCUCAGUGACCAGGACAGCCUCUCGGGCAGCUCUGGCCUCGGCCCUGGCCCCCGGCAGCCAUCCGUGGCCUCCUCUUCCGUCUCAGAUGAAUAUUUCGAGGUGAGGGAGCGCUCAGACCCCCGGAGGCGCUACUCAGAACAGGCGGCCAAUGGGCAGACUCGGCCCCCCCGCCGAAGGCUGAGUGCCCCCCACACGACCCGCGGGACCUUUGGUGGACCCCUCUGUGGCUCACCGUGGGCUCAGGGUCGGGAGAGAGAAAAGGCGGGCACUCUGAGGAGGAUGCAGGCCUUGCGCUCCACGGACACGGAGGCACAGGACCAGCAGUUCCACCAUCAUGGAGUCCCGCCCUCGGGGACCAAGGGUAAAGAAGGCUUCCCACAGCUGGUGAAGACCCCAAGACCCCCGCAGGGCUGCCCCAUUGCCGAGGGCGCCCAGAGCUCUACCAGGAAAGCGGGACCCCAUCACUGGCAGGCCAAGGGUGGCCUUGUGCCCCGCACGCUGCCAGAUCCUGGAAGUCCAAGGCUGGCCCAAAACGCCAGACCCCAGACCGACGGCAAGGCCACCGAGGCACAUCUAUCUCCUUUUGGAAUACCGUUCUCCAAACUGUCCCAGUCAAAGCACCUGAAGGACAAGACGGGCGACGGCCAGUGGGCCUCAUCUGAUUCUAAACGGAGGGUCCAGUCCCCCCGGGACCGCAAGGAUCCCUAGCACCGUG